CUGCACUCAAUUCAAUCCUUCACCUCACACCCAAUAACGAACCACCACAAUGGAAGUCCAAGUAAACCCCAACGAAGAUACCGAAUGGAAUGACAUCCUCCGCAAACACGGCGUGAUCCCCGAAAAGCCCCAAGACCCGGAACCCCUCAUCCAAGAAGCGCUGAUCGAAGCCGAGCGCAAAGCCUACGAGAACCGUCUGGAGGAUAAAGAUCUCGACGAACUCGAUGCCCUAGAAGAGGCAGAGGAUGAAGAUUUUCUAAAUCAGUACCGACAAAAACGCCUCGCCGAACUAUCCACCAUCCAAACAACAUCCAUCCAUAACCAAGUCUACCCGCUCCAAAAACCCGACUACGCAAGGGAAGUCACCGAAGCCUCGCGCAAACACUACGUGCUCGUGAACCUCACCUCGUCAAGCAGCAACAACGUGGAGUCGCGGCUGCUCUCGGAGCUGUGGCGCCGCAUGGCCACGAAAUACGGCGACCUCAAGUUCUGCGAGAUGCGCGGGAAUAUGUGUAUAGAGGGGUAUCCGGAUCGCAAUACGCCGACGAUUCUCGUGUACAAGGAUGGCGAGAUCGUGAGACAAUGUGUGACGCUGAUUGGGUUGCGCGGGACCGCGACGAGAGUUGAGGAUCUCGAGAAUAUGCUUGUGGAGGUGGGCGCCUUGAAAGAAAGCGAUGUACGCUUGAAGAGACGUUCGGAUUCCUCGGACGGUGAGCGACCAGGGAAGUUUACGUCGACGACUAGGACUAAAAAGGCGAGUGUUGACGAUGACGAUGACGAUUGGGAUUAGAUACAAUACAAUAUAAUAUAAAUAUGAACGGAAUGGAAUGGAAUCAAAUCGGAGAUCAUCUCGCUUCCGCAGACAUACGUACAUACCAUACCAUACCUGGACCUGCAGAUAUAUUGAGCCACAAGGGAGAACCAGGGACGGGGAUCUCCAGAUCAAAAGCUGAACUGACAGACUCCAUUCGCCGCUAGUAUGUCAACCUUGUGGAACCUCGCAAUGCAUCUGAAUGAACCCAUCAAUCAAUCCACUGCACCGUUUUCAUUGCGGCGUCUCUAUCCAAAUGAAUGAGAAACACAGCUGUCGCAACUCGCAACUCCUGACCCAAUCUGGGCCGCUCCAAAAGCGCCCGCUCAAGCAUAGAUAAAUAUAUAUAUAUAUAUAUAUAUAUGUCCUAGGUACAUACAAGUCAUGUCGCAUCCAUCAUGGAAAAAAA
Aspergillus ochraceoroseus IBT 24754 is the source of this 1220-nucleotide messenger RNA. Its product is annotated as phosducin family protein. The record is from RefSeq and is a predicted model, not a curated record. Gene Ontology annotation, cellular component: cytoplasm. The transcript has 4 exons. The coding region runs from base 50 to 790 and encodes 246 amino acids. Lineage: Eukaryota; Fungi; Ascomycota; Eurotiomycetes; Eurotiales; Aspergillaceae. Gene Ontology annotation, biological process: protein folding.